UGGCCUGGCGCAACGCACAUCGAAGAGAGCAAUGGGAAAAAAAUCAACCUGAACCCCAACGAAGAAAAAUCACGAGCGGUCAUUGCCAAAACCUUGCUAACCCCUUUCGAAGCUAGUUCUCAGGCGGCGGUUUAUGAAGAAAGGCGGCAAAAUUCGUACUUUAUUCAAACCGAAAAUUGUGCAUCGUCAUUUGAAAACGGGCGAUAUAAUGCUUCUUAAUCGCCUGCCCACUCUGCACAAGCCCAGUAUGAUGGCUCAUAAAGCCAGGGUGCUUAUGGGGGAGAAGACCUUGCGGCUGCACUACGCAAAUUGCAAAGCUGAUUUUGAUGGUGACGAAAUGAAUGCACAUUUUCCUCAGGGCGAAGUAGCUCGUUCUGAGGGAUACAACAUCGCGGCUGUGCCGCAUCAGUAUCUCGUGCCCAAAAAUGGAACUCCUCUAAGUGGGCUGAUCCAGGAUCACAUGAUCGCAAGAGUGAAACUCACGAUGCGCGGGCAAUUCUUUAACCGAACCGACUACCAGCAGCUAGUUUUUGCUGACUUGGGCGGACGAGAGUAUGAUGGUAAAACUAAACUUUUGUCUCCCACGAUACUGAAGCCGGUCGCCCUGUGGUCGGGCAAACAAAUAUUGUCCACCGUUAUCAUCAAUCUGACCCCCAAAGGCAAAAAGUUGGAUUCCAGCCAUGGAUUAGCGGGAUCUAAACAUGGAUUCUACAGCCAAGAUUAG
Messenger RNA from Daphnia pulicaria, 724 nucleotides. Its product is annotated as DNA-directed RNA polymerase I subunit RPA1-like. Bases 134 to 724 code for a protein of 196 amino acids. The record is from RefSeq and is a predicted model, not a curated record. Gene Ontology annotation, molecular function: DNA-directed RNA polymerase activity; DNA binding. The transcript has 4 exons. Gene Ontology annotation, cellular component: RNA polymerase I complex. NCBI's taxonomy places the organism in Eukaryota, Metazoa, Arthropoda, Branchiopoda, Diplostraca, Daphniidae. Gene Ontology annotation, biological process: DNA-templated transcription.